AAACGCAAGGAGGGGGAGUCAGCGCGAGACAGACUGUUGCCUGAGCGCGCGAGAGAGAGAAGAUGGCGGCGGCGGGGGAAGCAGCAUGAGCGGCCUGGACUCAUUGAAACGCUUCGCCAUGGCUUCCCCGAGCGCACAGUACAUAUUUGGGGAGUUCAGUGAAGAUGAAUUUAAACAGUUCUUUGUGACAGCUCGAUGCAUGGUUGAGCUACCUCCUUUCAAUGAAAAUGUUUAUUGUGGCCCUCAGACUUCAAAUGAUAUCGAUGAUGACGAAGAAUAUCAGCGGAUUGAGUUUGGUGCAAAUGAGAACCUUGACACAGAUGCAUCUCUGCUGAAUAACACAGAUUACAGUAUUUCAAGCACCCUGAAUCCUCAGGCUCCAGAGUUUAUACUUGGCUGUACUCCUCCUACCCAGAAAACUCAAGAGGAUAUCCUAAAUGAAAACUUUGAUGCCGCUGACUGCCAGUUUACAGAGUCUACACAUGCUGAUGGCAAUGGCAACGCAGAUAGUGAUGGCACAUCUGGCACUGGGCAGCGUGAGCGCAAAAAAAAGAAAAAACGACCCCCUGGAUACUACAAUUACUUAGAAGGUGUUGCCGAUGGCAGUACCACAGCAGAGACUCUUUUAAAUGGACAUGCAAACUCAGCUGGACUUAAUAGUAUAAGCCCAGAUGACCCUGAUCUUACAGAAGAUAUACCAGUGUGUUCAGCCUCUCCUAGGACUUGUGUUAGCCCAGAUAAUUUUGUGGACUUCAAUAAUGAAGCACUUUCAGAUAAUGCUUCUUUGUCUGAUGCACUAGACGAUAACAGGACUGCUGGUCAGCCUGAGGAAUGCAGUGUUACUAGUUCUGAACAAUCUUGCAUCCCCUCAGACAGUGGGAGAGAGAGCCCUGUAAGGACAGCUAUUGUCCAGCCUUUUGCUGUUACUGAUACUACUGAAACCCUUGGAGUUACCAAUGGGCAAACACUUGAAGCCUCAGAUGAAGACACUGCCUCUAAUGGAGUGGAAUUGCAUAUUGAGGAUAAUGAUUCGGAGCAAGCCAAACCAGAGGAUAUUUCAGUGGCUCAGGCUGUGCCCCCAGCUUCUGUCAAUCCCCCAGCUAAGUCUUGGGCUAGUCUUUUUCACAAUUCCAAGCCCUCCCCAACUACACAGGUGGCCUAUGUUGAGACUAAGCACCCCCCUCCUGCUGCUUCUCCCAAUAUCCCUGAAAAACAGACUGAAGUUAAAGAGGGACCUGUUCCAGUAUCAGAGGAUCCAGUAGCUAUAAACAUUGCAGAGCUCCUGGAGAACGUAAAGCUUGUCCAUAAGCCAGUAUCAUUACAGCCACGAGGACUAAUCAACAAAGGAAACUGGUGCUAUAUCAAUGCUACUCUGCAGGCUCUUGUGGCUUGUCCACCAAUGUAUCAUCUUUUGAAGUCCAUUCCAAUGUACACUAAAGUCCAAAGGCCAUGUACAUCAACUCCAAUUCUUGAUAGCUUUGUGAGACUUAUGAACGAGUUCACAAACAUGCCGGUACUUACUAAAGCAAAACAAGGGUCGUCAGGAAGAUGCAGAAGAGUAUCUUGGAUUUGUGUUGAAUGGACUGCAUGAAGAAUUGCUCUUAUUGAAGAAACUUCUUUAUCCACCGAAUGACAAAAUUACAGUUUCUAAUGGUCCUGACACUCAGCCUGGGAAUGAAGAAGAUGGACAGAAUCAACAAGAUGAACAAGGGGAAGGUAGUGAUGAGGAGUGGGAGCAAGUCGGACCCCGCAACAAGUCGUUGGUCACAAGGCAAACUGACUUUGUCCAGACUCUGAUUACUGACAUUUUUGGAGGACAUAUGAGGUCUGUAGUCUAUCAACAAAGUUCAAAGGAAUCAGCCACUUUGCAACCCUUUUUCACUCUGCAACUAGAUAUUCAGUCUGAAAAGAUCCGCACCGUCCAAGAAGCACUGGAGAGUCUGGUGGCUCGAGAGUCUGUCCAGGGCUACACCACCAAAACCAAACAAGAGGUUGAGAUCAGUCGGAGAGUGACUUUGGAAGAACUUCCCCCUGUGCUUGUGUUGCACCUUAAACGUUUUGUAUUUGAGAAGACAGGCGGAUGCCAGAAACUCAUCAAAAAUAUAGAAUAUCCUGUGGACCUGGAAAUUAGUAAAGAUCUGUUUUCUUCAGGAGUGAAAAGUAAGAUUUUUAAAGGCCAAAGAACCUACCGGCUCUUUGCAGUUGUCUACCACCAUGGAAACAGUGCCACUGGCGGCCAUUACACUACAGAUGUCUUCCAGAUCGGUCUUAAUGGCUGGUUACGCAUAGACGACCAAACUGUCAAAGUGAUUAACCAGUAUCAGGUGGUGAAACAGACGGUGGAGCGGACGGCCUACCUCCUGUAUUACCGACGUGUCGAUCUGCUGUGAAGCUCUCCGUGUGUGUGUGUGUGUGCGAGCAAGAUUCCCGCUUCAUAGAUCACAACUCACUUUUUUCACUUCCCUUUUUUAUCCUGUGCUGAGUGAACCCCUUAUGUCUUGAUACCUCUUACAGCUCCUCUUUAUGCCCUAGAGUGUUUAGAGUAGAUUAAUCAGGGGAAGCUUAAAACACUCUUUGCUUUAACCCACUGAACAUCAGGGGAAUGCUGGAAUGUGUAUUAUUUCCAACUCCCUGUUGCACGCAGGUUAUAGCAUAUAAUUUGACCUGCAAAAGUGAAAUAAUUUAACAAUCAAGUUUAAUCAUUCUGGAUUAAAUAAACAUUAAAUAAAAGAAAUAACCUCCCUGAUGGUUAUAUCGGAUGUUUUCAUGAUUCUUCUUUUAGUUAACUGCUUCAGGCUUUCUUGAAUAACCACAGAAGCGAGACAAAGUAAGCAAUGAUGAAUCUAACAAUACAGACUUUUUUCUUUAUAUAUUUUUUUAAAUAUAUAUUUUUAGUGUCUAGGCUAAAAGUGGAUGUCUCCAUAUUUAUGCCUAGCCAAAGAAACAUUGCACCAGCAUUGAUUAAUAUACGUUCUUGAAAAGAAAAAGUUUUAAUUAAUCCAAGGUUCACAUUAUUCCUACCAGCUAUUCCUGCUCCUUGUGAUCCUUGCCACUAUCUGCUUUUCAAAUCAUUGAUUAAAACAUAAUUUAAAAAAAAAUAAAAAAAAUGGCUGCAAUUUUCUGGAGUUUCUCACAAAUCAGUAAGAAACAAAAAUGCAGGCUUUUCCAAGGUUGCUGGUGCCUCAUAGGAAUAGAUAAAUAAUAAAAUUGUUCUAAUUGUGAGGUAUUAAACUGUUUUAACUCAUUUGCUGCUGGAAGCAACAGAUGCUAUUUUGCAAUUCUUUUAUGCAGCAAGUGGCUUUAAGGCAAAUUGCUGGCAAGGAAAUAUGAGUUGAAAGUACAGUAUAGAUGGGUGAUUUUAACUUUACUGCUAUUAAAAUUUUCAAACUUAAAUUAUGGUUCUGUGUACACAAGAUUAAGAUUACAAAAUACAGUGGGCUAUACAAUGAACCAGUAAUCUUUUAAAUCUGCUUUGUUUGAUUUUGCUGUCUCUCCUAUAAUGUUGACUUCCUAAUUGUACACAGUUUAGUGAUAUUUAGGAGUAUAAAGUUGUCGCCCAUCAAUAAAAGUCACAAAGUUGGUUUAAAAAAAAAA
Messenger RNA from Bombina bombina (fire-bellied toad), 3594 nucleotides. RefSeq names its product ubiquitin specific peptidase 10 (gene USP10). Gene Ontology annotation, molecular function: cysteine-type endopeptidase activity; cysteine-type deubiquitinase activity. Gene Ontology annotation, biological process: regulation of autophagy; DNA damage response, signal transduction by p53 class mediator; protein deubiquitination. The record is from RefSeq and is a predicted model, not a curated record. NCBI's taxonomy places the organism in Eukaryota, Metazoa, Chordata, Amphibia, Anura, Bombinatoridae. Gene Ontology annotation, cellular component: cytosol; early endosome; nucleus.